AUGACAAGUAGAGUAGGUCAUUCGGGGCCAAUGCGUGUGCUGGUGACUGGUGGGUCUGGGUUGGUGGGCAAAGCCAUUGAGCAUGUGGUGCAGAAGGAAGGUGGGAAACUAGAGGGAGAAGAAUGGAUCUUCCUCUCCAUGAAAGAUGCUGAUCUUGUAGAUGCUGGGCAGACGAGAGCUGUGUUCGAGAAGUAUCGCCCCACCCAUGUCAUCCACCUGGCUGCAAAAGUCGGAGGACUCUAUCUACACAUGAGGGAGAACCUGCAGUUUCUGAGGGACAACAUCAAAAUCAAUGACAAUGUCCUGCAAACGGCCCACGAGAUGGGCAUCACCAAGGUUGUGUCUUGCCUGUCCAGCUGUAUCUUCCCUGACAAAACCACAUACCCCAUUGAUGAGACCAUGAUACACGACGGACCACCUCACGACUCUAAUUUUGGAUACUCGCAUGCUAAAAGGAUGAUUGACGUUCAGAACAGGGCAUACUUCCAGCAGCACGGCCGGCGUUACACAGCCGUCAUCCCCACCAAUGUGUUUGGUCCCUAUGACAACUUCAGCACAGAAAAUGGUCACGUGCUGUCAGCGCUCAUUAACAAGACAUACAAAGCCAAAAAGGAAGGGAGUCCUGUGAAUGUAUGUGGCUCCGGAGCUCCUAGAAGACAGUUCAUCUAUUCUCUGGACUUGGGCCGUCUAAUCAUUUGGGUCCUGAGAGAAUAUGAAGAAGUUGACCCCAUUAUCCUCUCUGUGGGUGAAGAGGAUGAGGUCUCAAUCAAGGAGGCUGUGGACACGAUAGCAGUCGCCCUGGACUUCAAAGGCAAAAUACAUUUUGACACCACCCUGUCUGAUGGCCAGAUGAGGAAGACAGCCAGCAAUGGCAAGCUAAGAAGCUACCUCCCCGACUUCACCUUCACACCCCUUAAAGAAGCUAUAAAGAUGACCUGUGACUGGUUCGUGGCCAACUAUGACACUGCCCGCACAUGA
This is a messenger RNA of Chelmon rostratus (copperband butterflyfish), 978 nucleotides long. RefSeq names its product GDP-L-fucose synthase-like. NCBI's taxonomy places the organism in Eukaryota, Metazoa, Chordata, Actinopteri, Chaetodontiformes, Chaetodontidae. Bases 1 to 978 code for a protein of 325 amino acids. The transcript is spliced from 11 exons. The record is from RefSeq and is a predicted model, not a curated record. Gene Ontology annotation, biological process: nucleotide-sugar biosynthetic process. Gene Ontology annotation, molecular function: GDP-L-fucose synthase activity.